This is a messenger RNA of Oncorhynchus keta (chum salmon), 806 nucleotides long. RefSeq names its product ubiquitin carboxyl-terminal hydrolase 7-like. The coding region runs from base 124 to 486 and encodes 120 amino acids. The transcript is spliced from 7 exons. Lineage: Eukaryota; Metazoa; Chordata; Actinopteri; Salmoniformes; Salmonidae. The record is from RefSeq and is a predicted model, not a curated record.
UCCAUCACAUCUACACAAACAGCCUCCAUCUCCCAUGUGUCUGUGUUCCAGGAAGUGAAGCCUAAUUUAACAGAGCGGAUACAGGACUACGACGUGUCAUUGGACAAGGCCCUGGAUGAGCUCAUGGACGGAGACAUCAUCGUCUUCCAGAAAGACGACCCAGAGAACGACAGCAGUGAACUGCCCACAGCCAAGGACUACUUCCGGGACCUCUACCACCGAGUGGACGUUAUCUUCUGUGACAAGACCAUCCACAACGACCCCGGCUUUGUCGUCACACUCUCCAACAGGAUGAACUACUUCCAGGUGGCGAAGACGGUGGCUCAGAGGUUGAACACAGAUCCCAUGCUCCUCCAGUUCUUCAAGUCCCAGGGGUACAGAGACGGACCUGGGAAUCCUCUCAGACACAACUAUGAAGGAACUCUCCGAGAUUUGCUGCAGUUCUUCAAACCACGUCAACCAAGAAACUCUACUACCAACAGUUGAAGAUGAAGAUCACAGACUUUGAGAACAGGAGGAGCUUUAAGUCCAUAUGGCUCAACAGCCAAUACAGAGAAGAGGAGAUCACUCUCUACCCAGAUAAACACGGCUGUGUCAGGGACCUGCUGGAGGAAUGUAAAAAAGCGGUGGAGCUCUCCGACAAAGGCUCAGAGAAGCUCCGACUGUUGGAGAUAGUAAGCUAUAAGAUCAUCGGGGUUCACCAGGAGGACGAGCUGUUAGAAUGUUUAUCUCCCGCCGCCAGCCGUACCUUCAGAAUAGAGGUAUGUUCCUCCUCUCCUCCUCACAUCUCUCUGCUCACUCCUCUC